Messenger RNA from Scomber scombrus (Atlantic mackerel), 6917 nucleotides. RefSeq names its product leucine-rich repeats and immunoglobulin-like domains 2 (gene lrig2). Gene Ontology annotation, molecular function: protein binding. The transcript is spliced from 18 exons. The coding region runs from base 441 to 3632 and encodes 1063 amino acids. The record is from RefSeq and is a predicted model, not a curated record. NCBI's taxonomy places the organism in Eukaryota, Metazoa, Chordata, Actinopteri, Scombriformes, Scombridae.
GCGCUUUGUUGUUCUUUCGGGACAGAAAAGACAGAGAAAAUGAAUUUUAACUCGCUUUAAACAACCCAGGUCAAACAAAGAUACCGUCGUAUUUGAUUCAGCGUAAUCAAACGCCAACCGGGUGAGGAGUUAAUCCGGUGUCGUCUGCAGGAAAACUGGCAUAUUUGUGGGACUAAACAAGCUGAACAUUGAGCUAGCAUUAGCAGUCCAGAUAGGAGCGGAAGGGGAUAAAUCCUUGCUAGGAUGCCUCACGCAAGUUGGAUAAAGCUGUACUUUACAGAUCCUCUUGGAUGCAUGGCACUUUAACCCUGAAGUAUGUGUCUGUCUGAGUGGUAAUCAAGCUGCAGGAACAGUUUUAUGGUGGUUUUGUAACUGUUUUUAACCAGUUUAGCGAGUUAGCCACGUAGCUACGUAGCCUUUCUGUAGGGAAGACAUUUAAAAUGGCGGAAGACUGGCCCAUUCCUUCGGCCCUCGUCUUCAUGCUUUUGAGUUUGAGUGCCUGGGCCCUUGAGUCCUGUCCGACUCCUUGCUCGUGUUCCGAGGGACAAGAUGGGCUCCAUAUCCUGGACUGUAAUAGAAAAAGGCUGUCGACGGCUCCCCUGAACCCACCAGAUGGGAUAAACCAAGUGACCAUGAACCAUAAUGAGCUGACUGCUCUUCCAUAUCUUGGAGAUGUUUCCUCAAACAUCACCUCGCUGUCAUUAGUCCACAAUCGUAUCUCAGAGCUUUCAAUGCUUCAGCUGCAGCCGUACGUUUCCUUGGAGACGCUGGACCUGACAUCUAACUCUAUCUCUGAGCUCAAAGUUGGAUCCUUUCCCUCCAUGCAACUAAAAUAUCUGAAUUUGAGUAAUAACAAGAUCAGCGUCCUCGAGCCUGGCUGCUUUGAAAACAUCUCCAGCUCCCUGCUGGUGCUAAAGCUCAACAGGAACAGAUUAGUUGUGCUGCCAUCCAAAGUCUUCAAACUUCCACAGCUUCAGUUCCUUGAAAUGAAGCGUAACAAGAUCAAGAUAGUGGACAGCCUGACAUUCAAAGGGAUGGACUCACUGAGAUCACUGAAGAUGCAAAGGAACGGCAUCACGAAGCUCAUGGAUGGAGCCUUUUUCGGACUGAAUAACAUGGAAGAACUAGAGUUGGAGCACAACAACCUAACCGAGGUCAACAAGGGAUGGCUGUAUGGCCUGCGCAUGCUGCGUAUCCUGCGGGUCAGCCAGAAUGCUGUCGGCAUCAUCCGACCAGACGCCUGGGAGUUUUGCCAAAAGCUGGAGGAAUUAGACCUGUCCUUCAAUCAUCUGACUAGGCUGGAGGAGACAGCGUUUGUAGGAUUGGGCCUCCUGGAGAGCCUGAACCUGGGAGAGAACUCCAUCAGCCAUUUGGGAGAGGGAGUGUUCAGUAGCCUGGCCAGUCUGCGCACGCUAGAUAUCCGCAAUAAUGAAAUCUCCUGGGCAAUUGAAGACUCCAUCGGUGUGUUUGAUGGAAUGAAAAAGCUGAACACACUAAUCCUGCAGCGGAACAAAAUCAAAUCGAUCACCAAGAAAGCUUUUGAGGGGCUGGAGGAGCUGGAGCACCUGGACCUCAGCAAGAAUGGCAUCAUGUCGAUACACCCUGAGGCGUUGUCACAUAUAAAGCUCAAAGUGUUUGUCCUGAACACAAGCAGCCUGCUGUGUGACUGCCACAUGCAGUGGCUGGGGCCCUGGCUCACUGACAGCCAGUUCCAGCAGUCUGUGUCCGCUGUCUGUGCCCAUCCAGCCAGCCUGCUCGGUCGCAAUGUCCUUUCGAUCAGCCCAGAAGAGUUUGUUUGUGAUGAUUUCCCCAAACCACACAUCACAAGUCACCCAGAGACUUCUGUGGCACUGCGGGGGAAUAACGUCACUCUGAGCUGCGUUGCGUCCAGCAGCAGCGAUUCGCUGAUGACCACGGCGUGGCGGAAGGAUGGCGAGGUGCUGUACGAUGCGGAAGUGCAAAACUAUGCACAGUACCAGGAGGGAGAGUUGAUCUACACCACCGUGCUUCACCUCCUCAAUGUCAACUUCACUGAUGAGGGGCGCUACCAGUGUGUGGUGUCCAAUCAUUUCGGCUCUAACUACUCCAACAGGGCCAAGCUUACUGUCAAUGAGCUGCCAUCCUUUCUUAAGACACCCAUGGAUCUGACUAUCCGGACUGGGACUAUGGCCAGGCUGGAGUGUGCUGCUGAAGGCCAUCCAUCACCCCAGAUUGCUUGGCAGAAAGAUGGAGGCACUGACUUCCCUGCCGCCCGAGAGCGCAGGAUGCACGUGAUGCCAGACGAUGACAUCUUCUUCAUUGCCAAUGUAAAGACAGAAGACAUGGGAGUGUACAGCUGCACGGCUCAAAAUGCGGCUGGCAGUCUGUCAGCGAACGCUACGCUCACCGUCCUGGAAACUCCAUCCUUCAUGCGGCCAUUGGAAGACAGAACAGUGGCUCGUGGCGAAACUGCCGUGCUUCAGUGUAUUGCCGGAGGCAGCCCUGCCCCCCGCCUCAACUGGACCAAAGAUGAUGGACCCUUGGUACUUACAGAGCGCCACUUCUUCGCUGCUGCUAACCAGCUCCUUAUUAUAGUUGAUGCUGGACCUGUUGACGCUGGGAAGUACACCUGCAUCAUGUCUAAUACUCUGGGAACAGAGCGUGGUCACAUCUACCUGAGCGUCUCACCGUCACCAAACUGCGAUACCGGCGUGGGGUACGACCAGGACGGCUGGACCACCGUGGGCAUCGUGGUGAUUGUGGUGGUGUGCUGUGUGGUUGGAACCUCACUGGUCUGGGUCAUUGUCAUCUACCACAUGCGCAGGAAGAGCGAAGACUACAGUAUCACCAAUACAGAUGAGAUGAAUUUACCAGCAGACAUCCCCAGCUAUCUAUCCUCUCAGGGUACUUUGUCAGAGCCUCAGGAAGGCUACAGUAACUCUGAGGCUGGCAGCCACCAGCAGCUCAUGCCUCCUCUCUCUAAUGGAUAUGUCCAUAAGGGCACAGAUGGUGUGUGUUAUGGAGACACGGGCAGCGAGGUGGAAACCGAGGGCAACGGCAUGCUGCACUGCAGGGUCGGCUCUCUGUUCACCGGCCGCAGCAGCUUCCACCCUGGGGAAGCUCGCGAGGGACUAGCUGGAGUCCCUGCAGGUGGUGCAGUACCACUGGUCAUCUGCUCCGACUGCUAUGACAACGCCAACAUCUACUCUCGCACACGGGACUAUUGCUCCUACGCCUAUCUGGGGGAAGACGACCCGCUAGACAAGACUCUACCAGGCCUGAAGGAGAGCUUCGGCGAGCAUCCCCAGCACGAGGACCCGACACUGGAGAGCCUCAUUACUAACCGAGACUCCUCCGUCUUUCUCACCUCACACGACAAAAGGUUGAGCAGCCACACUCCCCCGGAGCACUACACUAAUGAUUCUCUUAGCAGGUCAUUCUGGGGGGAAGGCGAAGAUCCAUCCUCAAAACCCCAACCAGGCACGUCCCAGCACCCAGUGACUGUACACAGGACACCUCCUCUGACCUCCUCUGCUGACGGUGCAGAGGAGCAGAGCGGAGCAGAGGUGGACUGCUUCUCCAACCAAUGCACACAGAAUCACAGAAGUGCCUCUAAUAGGACUAACCCUCAGGAGCAACCCGCUCCCACAUAGGUCCAAACACUACACCCAUGUUCUGCCUCUGACUCUUUGUCGCUGCACCCCCUCCUCCUUCACCCACUACCUCCUCACAUUCUGCCAAAGAUGCUCUCUUGUAUGUUUACAUUCCCCUUUUUUCACUCAAGAGGACAUGCUGAAUUUCUCCACUGUGGACAGACUGCUGUGUCAGGCUGGGAAAAAAUGGACCAAUGAUUAAAGUGACCUCCUCCUUGACACCUUCAACUCUGCAGGACCCCAUUCACACACACACACACACACACACACACACACACACACACACACACACACACACACACACACACACACACACACACACACACACACACACACACACACACACACAAAACACACACACACACACACACACCACUAUUCUUUGUUCUCUUUCUAGAGAAAGCUAUGAAUGUAUGCUUUAAAGAGCUAUGUCGGAUGCUGCCAUGAGAGAAACGCCAAGAUUAUGGCAGUGUCCUCACAAGCUCUCUCCUCCGUCCUAGCUGCUGUGGGGAUCAAAUUGCGUGCUAGUGCGCAUCACACUGGCAGUUUUGUCUCAUCAUUCCUGGUACAGACACCUGUUGGAGCAGCCUGCAUGACGUCGGUAGAAUCAGGAACCGCCUCUUCCCAAGUGGGCAAAAAGGGGUUAAAACGGGGGACAAUUCCCUGACCAGCAGUUUGUGGUUGUUCAUACAGGAAAAGAACCUUGAAAGCAUACAUCCACACAUUCCCACAGCCAUCCCCUAAUGACUCUAAACUAUGCUAUCUGGUACCGUGUUAUGCAAAUCCCAGAGACAGUGACACCAAAAUGUGGUGUAUAUUAUGAAUAUAUAUGAAUAUAUCCUAUAUCAUCUUUAUCUGAGUUUGUUUUCGUCCAAUGUCAAACGCAGUUGUUUAUUCCUUCAUUUUAUGUCUUUGAAAUAAUAAGCAGUUUGGGGAGAAAGCGUACAAUUUUUUGCACAUGUGACAAUCAAUGGUUUUGCUGGCUAUUGUUUCAUGGUUGUCUAUUGGGUGGCCUUUUUUUUUUAACAAGCAUUCUCAGUAACCUCUAUCAGGUGACAUUAUGGUUUAUAUAGACAGUAUGCACUGAUUUGUUUUCCCUUAUCUAUCUUACAGGCACUUAAUUUAAUGGUGGUAAACUUUAUUAUGCAGUGUGCAUGUCAUUUUACAUUGUGAUGAUUUAUCGUCACAGUUUGAUCUCAAAGUUCAUGAUCCUUCCGUAGAUGUUGAUAAAGAUUUUCACUUGGGACUGUGAAAAAUGAGAAUGUAUUAUAUUAUUUUAUACAUGUACGUAUGUUAUUUUAUACAUGUGUGUUUGUGUGUGUGUGUGUGUAUUAGGGCUGAACAAUUUUGAAAAACUAUAUAUUUGCGAUUAUUUUGACUGAUAUUGCACUUGAGAUAUUAUUUGCAAUAUUAGAGGGAAUGAUAAUUUUUACAUCACUGUUCUUUAAUUGAAAAAUAUUAAAAUGAUUAUGGUGUUAUUAUUGCAGGGAUCUGUACCAAACAAAGUUGUUUUGUUUUCUGAAGUCUGUAGAAUAUGUGUAGGUGAUGACACCUCUGCAGCACAACAAUAUUUAAUUUAAAAUGACACAUUUUUCCUUUAACAAAUAUCGCACCUCCUGCGAUUUUAAAAUUGCAGUAGCCUUUAUUGCGAUUUCGAAAAAAUUCAGAUGAAUUGUUCAGCCCUUGUAUGUAUAUGUAUGUAUGUUUGUGUACAUAAGGCUAGUAAUCUAUUAAAUUCCAUGUCCUACUAGUCCAUUUGCAGAGGGGUUUGAGACAUAAGCUGCAGUAACUUUUAAAACACUCAAUAGAAGCCUUUAUUGUCCCAGAGUUAUCUUUGUUUUUACGUGUCACUUCAGGUAACAGGAUGAAAAAAUGUUCUUCAGAAAUGUGUAUCAUUGGCUUCAUAGCAAUUUAACAGCUGCCAACUUCAGCUAACUGUACUGUUUCCAAGACGUCAGCUGUUAGGCUGCUUUGAGGAUUUGAAAAUGCUUUUGUGCAAAGGAAAUUAGUCCUGUUUGAUCUUAUGAGUUCUCCUUAAAAAUCCUCUUGAUUAUUGCACUUCAGAGUUGCUCAGAUGUGAUUGGCUUUGGCUUUGUUUGUGACUCUCAGAAAUCUCCCAUUUCCUCAAUAAUAUAUUAAGCAAAUGAUGUUCUACUCAUUCUUCAUGGGUAUCAUGUCUGACAACACAUUGCUUUCCGUAUUUGAAAGUUUUUCAUUGUUGUUAUUUCCAUUAUGGUGAUAAUCGGUACAGUCUGCUCUUCUCUUUUUGAUCAAGACGGGACCUGUCAUGUUCCUUCUCCCUCUGUAGUAGUGCUACACUGAGUUUUUGAGGGUGCUGAGUUCAAACACUAACAAUCAAGAAUGCUGAAAAAGUUAAUCUACAGGGCAAAUGUGUGAUUGUGUAAGUUGAUGCUACAGUUUUGAUUUAAAAUGUCACAAAGUGGAACACAGCCAAACAAGUUAUAUUUGUUUUGUUUUAUCACGUGUGCGGUAAGCAGCAAAUGGUAUCGGUACGCCUCCGCCUCCUCAGUGGUACUUGCAUAAAUGACUUGCAUGUCAGUCUUGCACUCUCUUUUUUUUGUUCUAACUUAUUUUCAUGUCUUUCCACUCAUGUUUGCCUUUUAUUACCAAAUCAGCGCAUUCCAAUCCUAUUCCUCUGAAUUUGGGAUUAGCCAGAAAGGUGUCGACCAAGUGUUUUCUUUUCUUCUUCUUUUUUAAGCUAACACUACAACCAAUUUGACUCAGACUUUUCCUCUGUAUUUUGACACAGUUCUUGCUUCAGUGUAAGCAGAUUGCUGUUGAUGUUUUCUGACUAUUGGCCAAGGUCAGUUUCAUGCACCUCUUAAGCAAUUCAGAAAUUGAAAUGUAAAUUCACAGUGAUAAGUCAUCAUAAUGGAGUUUAAUUUCCAGGGGGCAUACAUCGAUUCACUGUUCAAUAUCAUUUCUGCCAACACAGCGCCAUAUAAUGUGCAUUUGUAUUGUUUAAUUCUCUGAACGUCCUUUAUGACUUUAUACCAAAGUUUAGCAGUAAAUGCUCUGGCAAUAUUCCAUGCUGCUUUUUUUUUGUAUUGUUGAAGUUUUUGCAUUUUAUUUUCAAUAGUAUUUUGUUUACCUGUACAUUCUGUAAAGCAUGUCUAAAGAGCCUUUUUGUUACGUAGCCAUUACUCAAACAUUAAACAUGAAUUCUGAUAAUUUGGUUUGAAUUGUGAAUGUGUGCCUCAAAGCUUUUCUCAGGUAGAAAAUAUGAAACCAGGGUUGAAACUUAAUUAUGUUCUCCAUCAUUUA